CCCCCUUUUCUCCGAGCUCUGAGUCCUUCUCGGCGUUUGUCCGAGGGCUCUCCACGCAGCGCUCGGUGAGGAUUCGAAAGAAUAGACUUUUCGCCAUUGGUAUCACAUUGAGACGCUGCAUUUUCCAUUCUUGGACCGGGCGAUUCUGUUUGGGGGAGCCGAGCUUUGGCUGAAAGGACUUCUAGAUCUGUACAGAACAGGAUAUUUUCUGUGUCCUUCCCUGCUCUGCUCAUGCCUACCACAGGAAUAGGACUUCCUAAUAAUUUGCUGAAAGAAUUAAAGAAUAAGCCAGACCUGAAAUAAACCAGUACCUCCAGUACCUCCAAUAAAUGAAAUAGAAGAGGACUCCAUAUAACCCUGUAUUAAGAGGAAUGGAGAUUGCCUCUGUCCACUUAGAUUCAUAAGCUGUCCCGAAGUGAUCUUGGCAUCAGGGAAGGGAGUGUUCAGGCACAUUUCACCAUCAGCAUCACGGGAUGGCAGCCAUUGAUUUGUCCCAUGGCCUUCUUUCUAGAGAGCCUAUCUACGUCUACGAAGCAAACAUAGAGGUAGACGGGACGGUGACUGACAACCAGGCAAAUUGUUACCAGGAUUCAGUGACCUUCGAUGAUGUGGCUGUGGAGUUCACCCCGGAUGAGUGGACUUUACUGGACCUGACUCAGAAGAAUCUAUACCGAGAGGUCAUGCUGGAGAACUACGAGAACUUGACUUCAGUAGGAUGUCAGUUAUUCAUUCCUAGUCUGACCCCCUGGUUAAAACAAGAAGAGUCCGAGGUGGCGGAAAGUGCUGUUCCUCAACAAUUGGAACUACAACCUACAAUUGACGAUUCAGAGCUUGAGAAUUAUUUUAGGAUGCAAAGUUCCAGUGCAACAGAAAUGGUGGGUGACUCAUCUCUUCACGAGCAGUCAGGAAACCACAAUGAAGAGGACCUAUGUGACUCUAAGCCAUGUGGGAAUGUGUUGGGUGAACAAUUAUGCCUUAACACAGAGGUGAGCAUGCAAAGUCAAGGAUACAGUUCUGAGUGUAACUGGUAUGGGAAAGACAUUCUUUCUUUGCUCAAGGAAACCUCUACUGGACAGACCGUUUCUGAGCUUAAUCAGUGUGGAAAACUCUUCAGUCUGACUCCAAACAUCAUGUACCCGAGCACUAGCACAAAUGAGAAGCCCUUUGAAUGCACAGACUGUGAGACAGCCUUUUUUAAUCAGUCUUACUUUCAGCCAGAUAUGAGGCCUCACAAUGGAGGAGAACCCUUUGACUGGAGUAAAUACGGGAAUGGUUUUAUUCAUCCUACAGGCCUUGCUAUGCAUCUUCCAAUUCUCAAUGCAAGAAACCCCUACAAAUUUGAGGAAUGUGGAAAGGACUUUCAGUAUUUUGCAUGCCUUAAUAAUCCCAUGGGAAUGUGCACUGGAGAAAAAUUCUGUGACUGCAAGGAAUGUUGGAAAGCCUUCACGGUUUCCUCACACCUAACUCAAUAUGUAUCAAUUCAUACUGAAGAAAAAUCCAAAGUAUGUAAGAUAUGUGGGAAGUCCUUUGCUAACUAUUCUCGACUUUCUGCACAUGUAAAAACUCAUAAUGAAGAAAAGCCCUUUGUAUGUAAGGAGUGUGGAAAGGCCUUUAAAAAUAUGUCAUACCUUAAUGAUCACGUUAGAAUUCACACUGGAAUAAAAUCAUACAAAUGUAUGGAAUGUGGGAAAGCCUUCCUUCGAUGGUCAGGCCUUACUGAACACAUAAGAGUUCACACUGGGGAAAAGCCUUACGAAUGUAAGGAAUGUGGAAAAACCUUUUCUAGAUCUACUCAGCUUACUGAACACAUAAGAACACACACUGGAAUCAAACCUUAUGAAUGUAAGGAAUGUGGGAAAGCCUUUACUCAGUACUCGGGCCUUGCCACCCAUGUACGAAUUCAUAGUGGAGAAAAGCCCUUUGCUUGUAAGGAGUGUGGGAAGGCCUUUACCAGGACCUCUGGCCUGAUUCAUCAUGUGAGAACUCACACAGGAGAGAAGCCUUUUGAAUGUGUUCAUUGUGGGAAAACCUUCAUUACUUCCUCCCAUCGCACUAAACAUCUGAAAAUUCACAGUGGCGAAAAGCCCUUUGUGUGUAACAUAUGUGGGAAAGCAUUUAUAUAUUCUACAUCCCUUAACAUUCACAUGCGAACCCACACUGGAGAGAAGCCCUAUAUAUGUAAGCAGUGUGGGAAAGCCUUCGCUGUUUACUCACGACUGAGGAAACACAGCAGAGUUCACACUGAGGAGAAGCCCUAUCAAUGUGAGGGUAUGGCCGUUGCUAUUUAGCCUAUCUGUUGCCACCUUUAAAUAUUGACAGUGACACCAAAGAUCAUCAGAUUAGUCUUAACUGCUUUGUGUGGGUUAUAGAGGCUCACACUGGCCUUAGACACCAUCCGAAUUUUAUGAAAUAGGAUAUUUAGGUGCCCCCCCAACUUUUCUUCUUUUGGGUAGUGCUGAGGAUUGACCUAGAACAUCAUGCAAGCUAGGCAAGCACUCAGUUACUGAGCUACCGUUUCCAGUUACCCUGGAACCUUUUCAUGAAUAUCUGAGUCAGAGCAUCUGUGGGUCAUAAGUGAGGCCAGGACACUAAGUGGCUUCAUUCUGAUGCUUGACUCUUUGUAAUCAUAACAUUUCUAAAUGCUAUGAAAACAGAUUUGAUCCUUUUUUUUGGUUAAUGGCUGCCAGUGUGGCUUGUUAAUGUGAAAAUUCAUCACAGGCCAAGAUAAUAUAGGACACAGGUGGAUUGUGGAAAGACACUCCUAGGCAACUACUCGGACCCCAUUGGUUCUGAUGAGCAUACCAAGAAGUAGUUCCUACCUGUUCUUAAUAGCUAGUCUACUUACAGAUGUUAAUCCUGUGGUCCUUUAUAAAAUUCAGAUCGUCCAUUCUGCCCCAUCUUUUGAAUCCAUUUUGGAUUGCAGUGACAGUAACUUUGUCCAUAUUCCUCAGGUUGGUUGAGAUUGAUGAUCUGAGGAUAGAACUGGGGGCCUCGUGGAUGCUAGGCAAGUACUCUGUCACUAAGCUACAUUCCUAGCUGGCCUAGUCUCUUAGCACAGAUUUCUCAGUUAUUGUAGUGUGGAUAGGCUGAGAGUUUUUUUAAAGGUACAGUUCUCUUUGUUUAACAAUUUCUUCUUAGCUUCAGUGUUCUCCCCUUUUCAUAUUUUACUAAAGGCACUCAGGAGGAACCAAGUUGCUCCUUUUGAACACUUUAAUUACAGAUAAGUUUCUGAGUCUAUCACUCUCAAGUUCUAACUUCCACACAAAAUGUUUCUAUACAGAUCUGCUCGGUUCAAUAUCACUACACACCACUGAUUGCUUUUUCUUCAUGUUCUAAUAACAUGUUCUUCCUUCUUAACUAAGGGAGUCCUCACCAGAAUAGCUGGCCUCUACCUGUCACUCAGUUUCAAGGCUACUUGCAUGUGUUUAAGUGUGUGGUUUUUUUUUGUUUUUUUUUUUUGUUUUUUUUUUUUUUACUGCAUUGCCACAGUACCACAAAACACUAGAGCUGGCAAAAUGGCUCAGAAGGUAAAGGUGCUUGUGAGCAGGAACUGAGUUUGAUCCCAGGGACCCACACAGUCAAAGGAGAGCACGGACUGCUACACAUUAGCCUCUACUUCUACAUGCAUACCACACUUGCACACACAUGUAUACACCAUAAAUAUAACACAAAACAGCAUAAACCAAGGUGCUUUAAAAUUUCCCUUUAAAAGAAACAAAAUUUUAGGUUAGCAUAAGUAUUGGGUUUUAUUAUGGCAUUUUCAUUUCUAUAGAUCGCUGUACUUCUCAUUAGCUUACCACUUUUGGAUAAAGGUUUAGGGCUGUGAGUUUUGCUCAGUGGUAAUAGUCCUUACCUAGCAUAUGAAUAGCUAGUUUUCAUUUCCUGCAGUGGACAGACCAUAUAUAGCAAUUUAUUUUCUCACACAUGCAAGAAUAACAGCAUGGGAGCUAGUGAAAUGGUUCAGAGGGCAAAGCUCUUUCCCUGCAAACACGAGAACCAGAGUUUGCUUUCUCAGAACCCAUCUAAGUGCAGGUGGCUGUGGGGGCAGGCCGCCUGUAACCCCAAGGCUUGGGAAGUAAGAGGGGAGUCCUCAGGCUAUCUGAGUAGUUAGGUUACUUGAAUCUACGAGCUUCGGGCUCAGCAAGAGACCCUGCUUCAGUGAAUAAAAUGGAAAGUGCUUAGGGAAGCCUAAUAUUACUUUCUGGUUUCCACAUGCCACCUGCAAAUGUGGAAACACCAACAUGCACAUGCACACACAUGAACACAAAAUAACAGCAUGCUUGGCUUCUGGAGUAGACUCUUCCUGGCAUGCAGUCGCUUUCAUAUGACAAAGUCUGAAAAUGAGGAUUUUUUUUUUCCCUCUACUCAUACAAAUCGCAGCAUUGUGGAAUGACGUUUCCACUCAUUGUCCUGGACUAUCAAAUGAAAUUCUAAAGACCCUAUCUGAACAGUCAUGCUGAGCUUUAGAUUUAACAUGAAUUUGAGAGGGUCAUAGAUUCUUUUGGUUUCCUAGACAGGUAAUGAUAUUUGUAGAUAAUGAUGUUAUUUUUUUUUUUCUAUUUUAGUUGUUUCCUUACAUAAAUUAGUAUGAUGUCCAGCACACUAGUGAAAGUAGUAAAAGCAUAUUUUUCUUUAGAAUUAUAAUGAGGUAUGCUCUCCAUUAUACUGAUUUGCUUAUUAGGAUAGAGGGUUUUUUUAAUAUCUGGAUUUUGCAUAAUGGUUUUAUAGUAUUUCUUUCUUUGUGAGGCAAAAUUCCUCUUGGAUUCAUUAAUUGCUUUCCCUGUAUCCUCUGAGAUGACUAUCCUCAUUGGCUGGUAGCACUCAAGUAUCUAGGAUUUCAUUGUUCCAUAAUAAUAAAUACUGGAAUGACUAAAAGGACUCCAAAAUAAAGCAGUCAUUUAUUAAUGAUUAUAUAUUAUUUGUUUUCUGAUGUUAACUUUAAAUUCUUAGAUACAUUCAACUUGGACAUUAAGGUUCAUUUUUGUUUUGUGUGAUUGCUGAGGAUCAAACAAGCCCAGCUGAGGCAAGCACUCUGCCACUGAGCUAUAAUCUUGAGCCCAGUGGAUCGAUUCUACUACUUCAUGUUGUUUAUGCUUGCUCACAUAAAGACUACCAUAGAUAUUCUUGAGUAGCAUUGGCAUAGAACUUUUCCUUAUAUGUGAAGAAAUGGAGUAGGGAUAAGAAGAGUGCCUGUUUAGCAAUGCACAAGGCUGUGGUUUCAGUCCUCAGCGCCACCAAAACAGCCAGAUGUAAAACGAACUGACUGGUUUUAGCUGUAGAUUAGAACAGUGUCAUACACUGCAGUGAAUGUAUUCCUCUCCUGUCCUAAUUCUAAACCUGUUCAGGUAUCCUGAUUUAGAAUAAUUGACACUGUUUUAGGUACCCGUUUUCUAUUACCUUAAACUAUUCAGUAUCUUUUAUGUUUAUAGGACACCUAAGAUUUACAGUAUCAUUUAAAUUUUUUGAGUAUAUUUUUCUAGGCAUGCUUUCAUUUUCACAUAUGAAAUUUAUUUUUUCUUGUAUUCCUGAUGUUUCAUGGUUGCAUAAUUAACUAACUUUGGGUCUGCCUUGUAUUUCAAUCUGCAAUAAUUUCUCCUUGUAUUUAAAUUGAGUUAAUCCUCAGUCAGUAUUCUUUUGGAGAGUAUUUGUCUCAAACUACAGCAUGUUGCCUCACACUGUAAUCUUAGGGGUUGGGAAGCCAAGGCAGGAGGAUCACAGAUUUAAGGGGAGCCUGAGCCUGGGCUAUUUUGUGAGACACUGUCUUAAGAAGACAAAAAUAAAAAAAUAAGACAAGACAAAUGUGCCCAGGGAGGAGUUGGGGCCUGGUAAAUAAUCUGGGAGGGAAAAAAAUUUUGUCUUGAAAUACUUAACUUUCCAAUAUAGUUUUUAUUUCAUUGACUCUGGCAGGUAUGUACAUGGUUAUAUAUUUUAAUUUUCUUUUUGUAUCCUUGGUUAAAAAAAAUUUGGGGGGGAGGUGCUAGGAUUCAAAGUGGGGGCUUUACACAUGCUAUAACCCAGGUGUAGAUGUGUCUUUUAUAUAUACUUUAGUUAGAGUUUUAAAACUCUGAUUACUUGAAAAUUCCUGAUUAACAAUUCUUUUAGACCAUUAUGUAUAAUGCAACUAGUAACAAAAUUGGAAUUUUAGCAACUUUUUUCUUCUGUAUUUGUUGCAUGUACCUUUUCUGUAAUGUUUUCACUGAAAAUUUUACCCAGUGCUUGAAAUUUAUGUACUCCAUUUACUAUUUAGUUGCUAUUCUAAAACAUUAAAUCCAGUUUUAAAAUAAA
Mus musculus (house mouse) is the source of this 6285-nucleotide messenger RNA. It is a transcript of the gene Zfp266, whose product is annotated as zinc finger protein 266. Gene Ontology annotation, cellular component: nucleoplasm; nucleus. The record is from RefSeq and is marked validated. Lineage: Eukaryota; Metazoa; Chordata; Mammalia; Rodentia; Muridae. The transcript is spliced from 9 exons. Gene Ontology annotation, biological process: regulation of DNA-templated transcription. Gene Ontology annotation, molecular function: double-stranded DNA binding. Bases 474 to 2288 code for a protein of 604 amino acids.